Marasmius oreades (fairy-ring Marasmius) is the source of this 960-nucleotide messenger RNA. RefSeq lists its product as uncharacterized. Lineage: Eukaryota; Fungi; Basidiomycota; Agaricomycetes; Agaricales; Marasmiaceae. The transcript is spliced from 4 exons. The record is from RefSeq and is a predicted model, not a curated record. Gene Ontology annotation, cellular component: membrane. Gene Ontology annotation, molecular function: transferase activity, transferring alkyl or aryl (other than methyl) groups. Bases 1 to 960 code for a protein of 319 amino acids.
AUGUCCUCCUUUAAAUCGAUACACGACAAGCAGUUGGCCCCUUCAAAGGUCGCAACUUCAGUCCUCAGGGCAUGGAAACACCUCAAAGAAGUAACUGUAGUCCAACUUCAAAGAGAUGCAGUUUAUUUCCUCCACACAUUAUUCCUCUUUACGCGAUCGGACUGGAAAACGAUGAUGUUCCCUGUGUCGACAUUCGCGGUUGUCGCCGGACCUAUAUCGUCGUUUGAACGUUAUCUGACGCUAUUGCUUUGGAUCUGGACAACACUCCUUCAGUUCAACUGUGCCAACCAGGCAUACAGUGGACAUGAGGAUCGCAUAAACAAACCUUGGAGACCAGUCCCUGCAGGACGCAUAACUUCAGAGAACACAAUGAGGCUACGUUGGAUAAUGUUCGCCAUAAACGUCGCGUUUUCGUAUUCCAUGGGGCAGAGCGUACUCUACACCACACUAUUCUUGACAAUCGCCGAAUAUCUUUACAAUGAUAUGAAAUUCAGCGAAAAUCCUUUCCUCAAGAACAUGUGUAAUGUGUUCGGCUAUGGUGGAUUCGAGCUUGGAGCGACACUCAUUGCUUCACCACACUUUGAAUUGGAUGAUAUUGCAAUUCACGCACUCAUCCUCAGCUGCGCACUUAUAUUCACCACCAUCCAUGCACAAGACUUCCCCGACUGCGAAGGAGACCGUCAAGCGGGAAGGAAGACUCUGCCAAUCCUGUUCCCUGAAGGAGCUCGGGUUUACAUCUCCGCAAUUCUUGUUGCCUGGUCAAUAGCACUAGCUUGGUACUGGAACAUUGGAUUGGUGUGUAGCGGAGCUUUCACUGCUGCGGGUACAUUCAUCGCAUGGCGGUUCUUCGUGAAACGGGAUUUGGCGUCCGACGAAAGCACAUAUUUGAUCUAUAAUGGAUGGCUUUUGACCGCCGUAACGCUACCAAUAAACCAACGUCUCAGCAUUCUCUCCUUCUAA